Rotaria sp. Silwood2 is the source of this 363-nucleotide messenger RNA. The record is from the annotation of a GenBank genome assembly. Lineage: Eukaryota; Metazoa; Rotifera; Eurotatoria; Philodinida; Philodinidae.
AUGGUGUCUGAUUUUCUUGUUCAACAUCCUAGUGGGCCACUUUUUGAACUCAGUGAAGAUCAAUGGCAACGUGCAGUUGCAAAAUAUAAAUCAUUAAGCGCAGAUAAUGAUGUUAAUUAUCUUAGUCGAACAGCAACAGCUAAAUUUGGUAAAACUAUUGGCACUCGUUGUCCAGUUGAACAGAUUGAAUAUGUCGAUGAAAAUGGUGCAAAAAAAGUUAUUGAUUGUUAUUUUAAACAGGGACCAUACAAAGAUCAAUCAAAAGGUUUAGCUGAACUAGCUAAAGAAUUGGGUGUACAAUUACCACCUAAAGCUAAAUUAGAUGAAAUUCGUAAAUUGCUUUCCGAACAUCGAGCUUUUUAG